AUGAAGGUCUCUGCUCUAAUCCUUACAACUCCAAAGCCCCUCCCCAAUAUUCAAAGCCUUCAUCCUACAACCUCCUUCUCCUCCUGCAAUUCCAAACCCACUUGUUCUUGUUCAUCUUCUUCACCGUCCACAGCUGAAAACAAUGCAAAGGUGUCUUGCGCUUCAAAAUUUGUGACCAAGAAGAGUGUUUUGGAUGUGGGUUUUGGGCUUUUAGCAGCUUCACUUGUGGCAUUGUCACCUUUGGAAGCUAAUGCCACAAGAAUUGAAUACUACGCCACUGUGGGGGAGCCUUUGUGUGAAUUGAACUUUGUUCGUUCUGGGCUUGGCUUCUGUGAUGUUUCAGUGGGUUCUGGUGUGGACGCUCCUCGUGGUGAGCUCAUUAAUGUUCACUACACUGCAAGAUUUGCUGAUGGGACAGUCUUUGACAGCAGCUACAAACGUGGCAGACCUCUGACUAUGCGUAUUGGUGUUGGCAAGGUCAUUAGAGGAUUGGAUCAAGGAAUUUAUGGGGGUGAUGGUGUGCCUCCAAUGCAAGUAGGGGGAAAACGUAAGCUCCACAUUCCUUCACAUUUAGCAUAUGGACCAGAACCUGCAGGAUGCUUCUCAGGUGACUGCAAUAUACCCGGCAAUGCUACUCUUGUCUACGAUAUUAAUUUCGUAGGUAUCUACUCGGGAAAUAGGCCAUUGCCAGCAAAUAGAUAG
Prunus armeniaca (apricot) is the source of this 702-nucleotide messenger RNA. The record is from the annotation of a GenBank genome assembly. NCBI's taxonomy places the organism in Eukaryota, Viridiplantae, Streptophyta, Magnoliopsida, Rosales, Rosaceae.